Molecule: messenger RNA, 768 nt
Organism: Rhizophagus irregularis DAOM 181602=DAOM 197198
Lineage: Eukaryota; Fungi; Glomeromycota; Glomeromycetes; Glomerales; Glomeraceae
Source: RefSeq, a predicted model, not a curated record
AUGAAUCAAACUAACUUCGGCAUACCUUCAAUUAUUGACAAUAAUAAUAAAAACUUUCAAUACGCUUCAAACUCUGAUCCGAAUUCAGAUACUUCGAAUAUUAAUAACAUUAAUACAACUGCUCCUGCACUUCAAAAUUUUACAUAUGAAUUUUAUCUUCCUUUACCAAAUGAUACACGUAUUUAUCAUGUUACUUAUACCGAAUUAAAUUUAAUAGAAAUCGCGCUACUCUUGAAUAAUAGAAUUGAUUUAUCUCACAUUCCCAACCAUCGACUUCCGUACCAUUAUAAUGUACAACGUUUAAUUAGGCAAGAAAUUAUUCAACAAUCUCAUCCAGACGACAAUGCUUACGAUGUAUCUUCAAUUCCUUUUAUUCAACAAUCUCUCGAAUAUCAACAAGAAGCCGUCCCACAACAAUCUUUUGAUAAUAUAAAAUUUGAAUUUUAUCUUCCUUUACCAAAUGAUGUAUAUAUCUAUCAUGUUACUUAUACCGAAUUAAAUUUAACAGAAAUCACGCAACUCUUAAAUAAUAGAAUUGAUUUAUCCUACAUUCCUGAUCAUCGAAUCCCAUAUCAUUAUAAUGUACAACAUUUAAUUUGGCAACAAAUUGUUCGACAACCUGAACCUAAUUUUCAAGAAUAUUCAGAUAAUAAUAUUCAACCACUUUUCCAAGAAUAUUCAAAUAAUAAUACUAACGAUGCAUCUUCAGUUCCUCCAAACAGUCCUGAAGAUGGAUACAAUGGAGUUCAAUCACAUCAAAAUAACUAA